AGCCAAAAUAUGGCCGUGUUUGGGAUCAUUAACACUGCUUUGAUCUGAUCACUUUGUUUUGGCAGUUUUUCCCAAGGCCUUUGAUCUCAUCAUUCACUCUUGCCGCCUGCCGCUGCCUGGAUCAGAUCACGCCUGCCAAGUCAUCACCCACUCUUUCCCCCCUCCCUACAAAUAUCUCUCUUCCGCCCACUUCCACCAACUUGGCUUUCUUUCCUUAUCCAGCCUCACACCACAUCUUCAUUCAGCAACCUCUUUCAUCAAUCUUUUCAUCAACACCAUCAAAAUGGCACGUACCAAGCAAACUGCACGUAAAUCCACUGGUGGCAAGGCCCCUCGCAAGCAGCUUGCCUCCAAGGCGGCUCGCAAGUCCGCACCCAGCACCGGAGGUGUCAAGAAGCCUCACAGAUAUAAGCCUGGUACCGUCGCUCUCCGAGAGAUCCGUCGCUACCAGAAGUCUACUGAGUUGCUCAUCCGAAAGCUUCCCUUCCAGCGUCUGGUCCGUGAAAUCGCUCAAGAUUUCAAGUCUGACCUCCGCUUCCAAUCGUCUGCCAUCGGCGCUCUUCAAGAGUCAGUUGAGGCAUACCUCGUCUCUCUCUUCGAAGACACCAACUUGUGCGCCAUCCACGCCAAGCGUGUUACCAUCCAAUCGAAGGACAUCCAGCUCGCCCGUCGUCUCCGUGGUGAACGAUCUUAAAUGUGAUCGGCUCUCUCGCUCUUGGACAUGACAUGGAUCACCAGUAUCACCAGUGAGACAUUAGGUCUUCAGGACUGACUGAUCAUGAUGGCUUAUGGGAGGGGUUUUACGAAGUUGCUACGGCGCAUGGGAUGAAUCACAACGGAUUUGUAUUGCUUGACACAAAUAUUCAUCAAUGGGGGUAUGGGACCUGGCGUUUUCUGCUUGUAAAUCAGCAUUUCAAUCUGCAAGUUGUCCAUACAGACAUGGCCUUGCACUGAGCAGACAAGCGUCAAAGAUACAGAUAGACGUCGAGACAAUCAAAUCCGCGUCAUCACAUCAA
Molecule: messenger RNA, 1016 nt
Organism: Exophiala mesophila
Lineage: Eukaryota; Fungi; Ascomycota; Eurotiomycetes; Chaetothyriales; Herpotrichiellaceae
Product: histone H3
Exons: 3
Coding region: 284-694 (136 amino acids)
Biological process (GO): rRNA transcription
Cellular component (GO): nucleosome
Molecular function (GO): protein heterodimerization activity; structural constituent of chromatin; DNA binding
Source: RefSeq, a predicted model, not a curated record